AUGCUGCAAAGUCAGACCCCAGCAUUUUGGUCGGUUGACCAUCAACGUGGCUGGAGAACUGUAGGGAACAUCCAAGACCGAAACCAAACAGAAGAUCUGGGCUCGCUGGCGCCCCGGUAUGCGGUGCACCCAGCGAAGGGGAGCGUCCGUGACGAGAAUAGCUUAACCGCGACACCUAUCAGUUGGCGAGUCAGCCGGACCUUGAUGCCCUUAGGCGACCAAUGGUUGGUGGUGCGACAAUUCAUCAGUCAGUAG
Penicillium odoratum is the source of this 255-nucleotide messenger RNA. RefSeq lists its product as uncharacterized. Bases 1 to 255 code for a protein of 84 amino acids. The transcript has a single exon. NCBI's taxonomy places the organism in Eukaryota, Fungi, Ascomycota, Eurotiomycetes, Eurotiales, Aspergillaceae. The record is from RefSeq and is a predicted model, not a curated record.